AGAGCUGGAAUUGGCGACUUCGGUUUUAGCAAGGAUGGCGGCGGCCGCAGCGAGUCGAGGAAUCGGGGCAAAGCUGGGCCUGCGUGAGAUUCGCAUCCACUUAUGUCAGCGCUCGCCUGGCAGCCAGGGCGUCAGGGACUUCAUUGAGAAACGCUAUGUGGAGCUGAAGAAGGCGAAUCCCGACCUACCCAUCCUAAUCCGCGAAUGCUCCGAUGUGCAGCCCAAGCUCUGGGCCCGCUACGCAUUUGGCCAAGAGAAGAAUGUCCCUUUGAACAACUUCAGUGCUGAUCAGGUAACCAGAGCCCUGGAGAACGUGCUAAAGCCUGAAGCCUCCACUGAGGAUUAAGAGCAACAGCCCCAGAGCCUGGGCUCUGCUGGACUUAGUAUAAUGUGAAAAAAAUGUGUUCUCCUAUUCCUCAUAAAGCUUGUGCUGUAAAAUA
Pongo pygmaeus (Bornean orangutan) is the source of this 440-nucleotide messenger RNA. RefSeq names its product NADH:ubiquinone oxidoreductase subunit A2 (gene NDUFA2). The record is from RefSeq and is a predicted model, not a curated record. Gene Ontology annotation, cellular component: respiratory chain complex I. Bases 35 to 346 code for a protein of 103 amino acids. Lineage: Eukaryota; Metazoa; Chordata; Mammalia; Primates; Hominidae. The transcript has 3 exons.